Messenger RNA from Salvelinus namaycush (lake trout), 1267 nucleotides. RefSeq names its product V-type proton ATPase 16 kDa proteolipid subunit-like. The coding region runs from base 1 to 462 and encodes 153 amino acids. The record is from RefSeq and is a predicted model, not a curated record. Gene Ontology annotation, molecular function: proton-transporting ATPase activity, rotational mechanism. Gene Ontology annotation, biological process: proton transmembrane transport. The transcript is spliced from 3 exons. Lineage: Eukaryota; Metazoa; Chordata; Actinopteri; Salmoniformes; Salmonidae. Gene Ontology annotation, cellular component: proton-transporting V-type ATPase, V0 domain.
AUGUCGUCCGAAAGCCCCGAAUACUCUCCGUUCUUCGCAGUGAUGGGUGCCUCUGCGGCUAUGGUUUUCAGCGCCUUAGGAGCAGCCUAUGGGACGGCUAAGAGUGGCACAGGGAUCGCUGCCAUGUCCGUGAUGAGGCCGGAGCUCAUCAUGAAGUCGAUCAUCCCCGUGGUCAUGGCGGGUAUCAUAGCCAUCUACGGCCUGGUAGUAGCGGUGCUCAUUGCCAACAACAUCUCCGAGAAGGUCACCCUCUACAAGAGUUUCCUCCACCUGGGUGCAGGCCUGAGUGUGGGUUUGAGCGGGCUGGCAGCUGGCUUUGCCAUCGGCAUCGUAGGUGACGCGGGCGUUAGGGGCACAGCCCAGCAGCCCCGGCUUUUUGUGGGCAUGAUCCUCAUCUUGAUCUUCGCCGAGGUCCUCGGACUCUACGGUCUCAUUGUGGCCCUCAUCCUGUCCACGAAAUAAACCACCAACUUCUCCACCAAAAUCUGUCCUAUAUGUUGCUGCUGGAGAAAAGAGUAAAACCAGAAAUAAAAUGUAAAAAAAAAAAAAAAAAAAAAAAAAAUGUAUGAGAAAGUUUAAAAAAAGAGACGAACGUGGAAAAUAAUUACAUCAUUAAAAAUGACUCCGUAAAUAUGGUCUUAUCUCUACAAUGUGUACAGUCCAGAUUUGAUAGUCAAACUUCUUGUAAAUGCGCAAUGUAGUGACUUGUCGGUCCUGUGUGUGUAAAUGUAUGGAGAUUCUCCCCCCCCCCCACUGGUUUAACGACGUUCAGGUACGCCAGGUUUCUUGCUGGUUUCUGCCUCGUCUUAGAGCGCUCACCAAAGGGCCCCACUGCGUUUUUAUUCCCUUGCAUUCAUUUGGGAGUUCACAUGAUUUCUGUGUUGUCUAUGGGGGAUCUAUUUGUAAAGAGAAUUGUAUGGACUUAGCUUUGUUUUUUGUUUUUCCACUGGCUUUAUUUAUAAAGAAUUGUUCAAUGAAUCUGUUUUUAAAUGGAGCAAAAAUGUUAAAUUCCCUAGAAGAUAUAUACAUGCAUACAAAUAUCUAUAGAUUUAAUGCACUGUGGGUUAAUUGUGAUAAGUGGUUGGAAUUCCUCUGGAUGUAUUAACGUACUUGGUUUAAAGUUAAGAUUGCCUUUAGUGUGUGGCUGGUGGAGUGGGAGUUGUGUGUAAUUGUGUAGUUUAAUCAUUACAAACAUUCUUGAAACACUUCAAUGUUUUCCUGUAGUACCGCUGUUUUGAUUGCAUUAAAGGUGUGUGUGUGCCCCGUG